CUCUCUCUCUCUCCUGCAUGCCUUUGAUCGCAGGGGUUGGAAAAAGGCAGCUGUCGCGUGCAUGCCCCCUCAUACAGAGCAGAACAAACGCUAUAUACAUGUGCUUGUGAAACUCAAUUGGAGCAUAAUAAUUAUAAUAUCAUUAAUGCAGCUGGACGUCUGAUCCACUGUCACUUCUUAACAUGUGGAAUAUCUGUGGUGUCCUGAUCGCCUGGGCUCUGCUGCUGCAUGUCCGAGCCCAGUCUCAAACCAGACAGACAUUCGCAUGUGGUGGGAAUAUAACAGGAGAGUCGGGUGUUAUCGGCAGUCAGGGUUAUCCUGGAGUCUAUCCACCCAACACCAAAUGUGUGUGGAGAAUUACAGUUCCAGAUGGCAAAGUGGUUGUCCUGUCAUUCAGGUCCCUUGAUUUAGAGAGUGACAACCUGUGCAGGUACGAUUAUGUGGAUUUUUACAGUGGUCACGCCAAUGUCCAGCGUCUCGGCCGCUUCUGCGGGACGUUUAGACCAGGAGCUCUUGUUUCCACAAGCAACAAGAUGCUUCUACAGAUGGUGUCUGAUGCUAACACAGCUGGCAGCGGUUUUCUGGCUGUGUACUCCGCUGCCUACCCACAUGAACGAGGGGAUCAGUACUGCGGUGGCAGAUUAGUGAAGCCAAUGGGAACCUUCAAGACCCCUAACUGGCCAUAUAAAGACUAUCCCGCCGGAGUCACGUGUUCCUGGCAUAUAGUGGCCCCAAAAAAACAGAUCAUUGAGGUGAAAUUUGAGAAAUUCGAUGUGGAGAGGGACAACUACUGCCGUUACGAUUACGUCGCCAUUUUUAACGGAGGAGAAAUCAACGACUCCAAAAGAAUUGGGAAAUACUGUGGAGACAGUCCACCAGCGCCUGUGCUUUCCGAGGGGAAUCAGCUCUUCAUACAGUUUCUCUCCGAUCUCAGUUUAACAGCAGAUGGUUUUAUUGGUCAUUACAAAUUUAGACCAAAAAAGUUUCCCACCACAACUGUCCCACCGACCACAACAGCCCCGCCCACUACCACCAGACCCAUACGUAAGUAGUGGUUGGUGAGUUUAAUGUUAGUCUACAGCACACGCGUUCCCUUAGGGUUUGAUGUAAAUGACACAUUAAACGUUCCUGCUGAAUAGACCGGUUUACACCAACAUGGAUUUCAAUGUCACGUGACAUUUUUGGCUCACGUGAUUGGCACAAAUGUGCUCAUGAUAUACACAAUUUAAGUAACCCAAGCCAAAAAUGUUCUAAUCUGAACAAUCUUUUACUCACAAUCGUACCGUUUCGCUUCCCCUGGAGUC
Triplophysa rosa is the source of this 1304-nucleotide messenger RNA. It is a transcript of the gene pcolce2b, whose product is annotated as procollagen C-endopeptidase enhancer 2b. NCBI's taxonomy places the organism in Eukaryota, Metazoa, Chordata, Actinopteri, Cypriniformes, Nemacheilidae. The transcript is spliced from 6 exons. The record is from RefSeq and is a predicted model, not a curated record. The coding region runs from base 183 to 1052 and encodes 289 amino acids.